Molecule: messenger RNA, 2330 nt
Organism: Ziziphus jujuba (common jujube)
Lineage: Eukaryota; Viridiplantae; Streptophyta; Magnoliopsida; Rosales; Rhamnaceae
Product: protein WUSCHEL
Exons: 3
Coding region: 1121-1978 (285 amino acids)
Biological process (GO): plant organ development
Molecular function (GO): DNA binding; DNA-binding transcription factor activity
Source: RefSeq, a predicted model, not a curated record
UCUGCAUAUAAUAUAUAUAUAUAUAUAUAUAUCUCAUCUAAAGGCUUAUAAAUAACAAUAAUUGGGAAGUUUUUUUUAUGAAUAGUAGUGAAUUUUACAAGUAGCUAGCAAAACGUGCACAAACACAACGCUUAAUGCCAAUACCUUUAUAUAUUGCAAAUGAUGGUUGUAUGCAAAAACAGCAUAGUUUUUGUCCGUUCAUGUCAUCCCUAAGAGCCAUGUUUGACUGCAGGUACAUACAAUUAUGAUCAAUUAAUUAAGAAAAAUGACAUAAUCCACCGGUAGAGUCAUCAUUUUUGGAUAAUAAUUUCAAAUUCGAAUUCUCCUCAAGAUAAUAUAUACAUAUAUAUAUAUAAGAAAAAAAAUAGUAAUUAAACUUGAACAGUUGAUGAUUUUUGCCAUAGAGAGGUCACAUGACCGAAAAAUAGAAACCCUAGACCAGAAUAAGGAAAAACGCCCAAACGUCAUGUUGCAAGAGUAGUAAAAUGACAGUUUUGGCCUUGAGAAUUGGAGAAGCUGUAGGUGAGUACAAGAAUAUCUUAGUAGAGUCUCUGAGUCAUGGUCCUUGGUAAAAAAAAAAGUGACCAUAUCUCCAUUAAAAGAAUAACCCUUGUAAAACUCUAAAUCACACGCCAACAUCAUUUUUAUCUCCCAUUCAUUCAUUCAUUCAGAAGCCUCUUUUUUCUCUUUCUUUCUUUCUUUCUUUCCAUCCAAUAUAUCACCUCAAUAUAAUUCUACACAUCUUUCUUUCUCUCUCUCUCUCUCUCUCUCUCUCUGUCCCUGUCUCUCUCUCUCUUCACUCUCUCUGAAAGUGAUUAAUAAUUUCAUGUAUACCUGGUCACAUAUACUCAUAGCUUUUCAUCCAAGUAAUUCCCCUUUCUAAGCCCUCUUUUGUCCCUUCCCUUUUUAUGAACCCCUCUCUGUCAACUUCAGUCCUUCUCUCUCAGAUAUUCUUUUGAUUUCCUCUUCUCUUCAUCUCCAUGUGCCUCCCUAUUAUAAAUCCCCCAUUCCUCAAUCCCAAAAUUUUCCAUGCAUUACUAGUCUCUCUUUCUCAUUUCUUUUUCUUCUCUCUUUAAUUUUUGUUUGCUUCUCUUUGUUUUCUUGCCUUUGAAAAUCUAUCAUGGAACCUCAAAACCAACAACAACAACAAAAUGAGGAUGGUGGUGGAAGUGGGAAAGGUAAUGGAUUUCUGUGCAGGCAAAGCAGCACAAGAUGGACUCCCACAACUGAUCAGAUUAGAAUAUUGAAGGACCUUUACUACAAUAAUGGUGUUAGGUCUCCUAGUGCCGAGCAGAUUCAGAGGAUCUCUGCUCGUUUAAGACAGUAUGGUAAGAUUGAAGGCAAGAAUGUGUUCUAUUGGUUCCAAAACCAUAAAGCUCGUGAAAGACAGAAGAAAAGGUUCACUUCUGAUUCAUCACCUGCUGUUUCCAUGCAAAGAGGUGGUGGUGUCGCAGUCUCUAAUGUUUGGAAACCUGAUCAUGAAGCUUUUCACAACAAGUUCCCAAACAUUUCUCAUGGGGUUUGUUCUGCAUCUCCUUCUUCGGCUAGUACGCUUACUGUUGGACAGAAUAUGGGAAACUAUGGAUAUGGAUCUGUGACUAUGGAGAAGAAUUUUAGGGACUGCUCAAUAUCAGCAGGAGGAAGUAGUACAGGUGUUGGUGGCGGAUCACUAAGCCACAACUUCGGGUGGGUCGGUGUCGAACCGUAUUCUUCAACCUACUCUUUCAUUGACAAGAGAAAAGUACUACUUGAUGAAUAUGAUGAUGAAGAAGAAGAAGAUGAAGCUUCUCCAGAGAUUGAAACCCUCCCUCUCUUCCCCAUGCACGGUGAGGACAUCAAUGGCAUCAAGCACAACUCUCACGGCUACUACUCCGGUUGGUACCGGCCGUCCGAAGAUGGUGGAAACCGUGGCGGUUCUCGUACUUCUCUUGAGCUUAGCCUCAACUCCUACAGCCGCAGAUCCCCGGAUUCUCUCUGAUCAUCAAUCAAACAUAUUCUCAAUGCCCGUACACCCCUAAUUAAUGUUUAAUAACAUAUUAAUCCUUUAUAUAUAAUGUUGCUUAAUCAUUAAUUAUUAGCUACUGAUUAUGUUUAUGCUUUUGGCUGACACUUGCUUUGCAGUUCAAAGUUUAUUGGGGACUUGACACGUGUCAUCCAAAAAAAAAAAACUUUAAUUGGCUAGUUUUUAAUGUAUGUUCUAGAUAGAUUUGCUGAUUUUUAUUUUUUUUUACUCAAGAAUAUUCCAUGAUUGUUGGCUUAAAAUGCAUGGAUUAUAUUUUAAGGCAUGCACUCCUUCUCUUAAAUUUCUUAAUUAAUACUUUUUUGGGUCA